AUGGCUGGGAAGGUGGCACUGCUCCUGUGGGCCCAGGCCCUUGGCCUCGCUGGUGCCCAGACCACCCAGCUGCUCGUGGAGCCCCCCUGGAGGCUGGCGGUGCUGUGGGACCAGGUGACACUGACCUGCCAGGGCUCAGGGACCGCUGGUGCCACCACCUGGUACAAGGACGGGAGGCCGAGGUGGCAGCAGGGACGCGACCAUGUCACUGUCACCGAGAGUGGCACCUACACGUGCGAGAGACUCGGCAGCGGGCUCAGCCCCCCCCGACCCCUCUGUUCCCCACACUGGCUGGUGCUGCAGGUGCCAGCACGGGCACUGCUGGAGGGAGACACAGUGACACUGCGCUGCCGGAGCUGGAAGAACAAACCAUUCACAAGCGUGUACUUCCACCACGAUGGGAAGAAAUGGGAGGGGUUCCCCUUUGUGACCAUGCUCUCCCUGUCCCCCCUGUUGCUGCACCACAGCGGCCGCUACCGCUGUGGCAGCUGGGUUGUGUCACAGUGGAAGGAGUCGGAGCUGGUGACAGUGACAGUGCACAGGGUCCCGCUCUUGGGGGUGUCCCUGUCAGUGCAGCCCCCUGGGGAACAGGUGGUACUCGGGGACAGCCUGGUGUUGAGCUGCACAGUGGCUACAGGGACAGGUCCCCUGUCCUUCUCCUAGCACCAGGAGGGCUCAGGGGCACUGCUGGGCACUGGCCCCCACCUGGAACUGUGCCAUGUUGGGGACAAUGACAGCGACCAGUAUCAAUGCCGGGUCAGAGAUGGGGACAGUGUGGCUGAGAGUGACCCCCUGAAUGUCACCGUCCUGGUGCCUGUGGCCAAUGCCACCAUCACCCCCGGUCCCCAGUCACACCAGGUGCGCGCAGGUGACAACAUGACCCUGCGCUGCUCAGUGCAGGUGGGCUCAACCCCUGUCACCUUCACCUGGCUGCACAACAGGCAGGAGGUGGCUCGGGGUCCCCUCCUGGAUCUCAGGAACGUCAGUGUGGGACAUUCAGGCACCUACCAGAGUGUGGCCACCAACCAACUGGGGCAGGACGGGAACCGCGUGUUCCAGGCACUCAGCCUGGAACUGGCUCUGAUGGUGACCCCCAGGGUUCAGGGUGACCCUGAUGUGUCCCCUCUAUCCCCAGCAGUGGCUGUGAAUGUCAGCAGGACCCUCCUGUUCCUGCUCCUGCUCCUGCUCCUGGCUGUCAUUGGGGGCUGUCACUGGUGGCACCACUGGCGUGGGUGCCAGGAAGCUCCAAGUCAAACACCACCCCACAUGCCUUAUCCCCACAGGACACCCCCGGAGGCAGGGGCUCUGCUCAACACCCACGUCCCCACAGGUGCCUCCAGCCUCAUCGUGCUGUUCGACGAUGUCACCAAUGUCACCACUGCCCCCAGAGCACUUCCCUCACUCAGGGACAAACCCAAAACCAUCUGGAUCAUCACCAGGGACCUGAUCUGGGAGCUCAUAAUUCUCAGGGAUUGGCCCCCAGCCUCACUCAUCAUUGGCCCCGAGGAAUUCCAGCAGAUGCAGGAGGCGGCUCAGCCCCCGCAGCAGCUCGGGGAUCGGCUGCAGAUCCUCAAAUCCCACCAGGACACAGCUUUUGACAAACCCAAAACCAUCCGGAUCUUCACCAAGGACGUGAUCUGGGAGCCCAUAAUUCCCAGAGAUCGGCCCCCGGCCUCGCUCAUCAUCAGCCCUGAGGAAUUCCAGCGGAUCCAGGAGGAGGCUCAAACCCCACGGCAGCUCAGGAAUUGGCUGCAGAUCCUCAAAUCCCACCAGGACGCGGCUUUUGUGGGCAUCUCCUGA
Molecule: messenger RNA, 1800 nt
Organism: Haemorhous mexicanus (house finch)
Lineage: Eukaryota; Metazoa; Chordata; Aves; Passeriformes; Fringillidae
Product: Fc receptor-like protein 6
Exons: 13
Biological process (GO): cell surface receptor signaling pathway
Molecular function (GO): transmembrane signaling receptor activity
Source: RefSeq, a predicted model, not a curated record